Molecule: messenger RNA, 2545 nt
Organism: Mercenaria mercenaria
Lineage: Eukaryota; Metazoa; Mollusca; Bivalvia; Venerida; Veneridae
Product: heparan-sulfate 6-O-sulfotransferase 1-like
Exons: 3
Coding region: 985-2331 (448 amino acids)
Cellular component (GO): membrane
Molecular function (GO): heparan sulfate 6-sulfotransferase activity
Source: RefSeq, a predicted model, not a curated record
AUUAAAGGUCAUAUGCUUUUCCAGCAUUUGGUGGUGGAGGGAGACUACAGGUGCCGAUUCGUGCAUUAUUUCAGGUAUGGACAGGUACCUGGGUAGAUCGAUCGACCAUUCAUUUGCAAGCUGUAUGACUUAAUCCAACACCCGAAGCGAAGUCACGCAGAACCGUACCUUUUUGUCGAUAAAUCUCAUUAUUAAUGAGAGGAAACGGUGUUACGGUAUGGAAAAUAUUAGACUUGCAAACGGAUUGUGAUUUUAAAAGGGAUACAGUGACAAAAUAACCUUGAAGAUGUUUCUUUCUAUUUUCCUUUUUCAUAUUUAAAACAUGCAUAAAGGUGUAUAACGGUAAUUAAUACUGUGUAAACAAACGUUAUUAAUAGAAGACAUACAGGGUACAGUCACGAAGACACUCUAACAACGCGCAAUCGAUCAACUAUUAUAUCUUGUCUGUUAAGACUUUAAUUUCGGAGUUAAGAAUAGCAAGCCAUUGCUAUUUACAUUGCAGUAAAAUACUGUCCACCCGGUUGUGAUCUGUGCUUUAUUUCAAAAUCGGGAAGAGCUUUAUCUGUAUUCUAUUUUAAUAACAGAAACUGAGUUUGGUCAUACUACACCAAUAUGUCAAUAUAAUUGCAUAAACAAAGUCGGAAAUGUUAUAUUGGAUAUGUCAAAUCAACAUAACUUAAACGCGUUUCGCAUGCUGCAUUUGCAUCCUGUUACUUUAUGUGCUACGAAGAAUAUAUUUUAGCACUUGCUCCGGAUAUUUGUUGUUUAACAGAUAAACAAGAAAAAUAAAGCCGAGUAUAAAAUAUCGGAGAAAAGACACAGCAUCGUAAGCGCAAGAGCCGCUGCAAGCACUAGUUAAAUGUAAUUAACUAGUUACAACAGCGGUAUGAUGUUUCAGAAGUACAAAGCUGUGAUUUUGGUUUGAACAUAAAUAGAUAUUUCUGUCAUAUUGCGGAUAUUUUCUAACAUCGUCGUAUUCAAAACAUGCGAAAGAGGAGAACAUUCCAGUCAUUAAAGUUUCUAAUUUAUCUACUUGGUUUAAUGUUAUUGUUUUGUGUGUUGAUAGGUGUAAAUAUGCUUCGUCCAGAGUGCUUACCUUAUGACUCACAUGUAAGGUGUAAAAUGGUUCAUUCAGAUUAUACUUUUCUCGCAACUAGACGUCCAUUGGAAGCUUCUCCUCUAUUAAAUAUAACAAGACAUAAUGAGAGAAAAGAAACUGUUAAUGAAACGAAGGUUGACACAAAAUCAUCAAAGGACAUUGCAAGACUGUCAAAUAAUGUUCCUAAACCAGUGCCUAGGACAAGAACGUUUACUAUUGCCGAAUUAAUGAAAAGAGCUAAAGAAGAUCAGCAUUUUUUGACAAAAAUUCUAAGCCAGUAUUAUUGGCAUCCAAAAACAAAAGACGUUCUUCAACGCUAUUUUACAGGAAUGGGCUACUCCUUUGAACCAGAAUUCAAGACUGACCGGAAUGAAAAUCUGAUUAACGAUUAUGACAUUUAUAAUGAUGUCAUGGUGUUUUUACAUAUUCAGAAGACUGGCGGAACUCAUUUAAAUGAAAGAUUAGCAAGUCGAUUACAAAUUCCAUUUAAAUGUAAUUGCCCGAAAAAACAGAAUGUGUGUCCGUGUUUAAAUCCAAAGGGUAAUGUGUGGAUAUACAGUUCCAGAUUUUCUGGUUGGCCUUGUGGAUUACAUGCAGACCGGACACAGCUUCACAGAUGUUUACCUGGGCAGCUUGAUCUGACUGAAAGGGGAACAAGGAACAGAAGAUAUUUUUACUUCACACAACUUCGAGAUCCUAUUGCCCGAUACAUGAGCGAAUUUUAUCACCAGAGUGUUGUCGGCGGGCACUGGCAGGACGCGCUGUUAGGGUGUGGUCCAGGUUUUUCUGACUGGACGGAUAUAAGACCCUGCUUUGUGACAGAAACAUGGAGAGGUGUGACAUUAGACAAUUUUAUGGCAUGUCAGCAUAAUUUAGCAACUAACAGAAUGACACGAAUGCUAGCUGAUUUAAAUAGAUCAGAUUGUUACAGAAAUUAUUUGGAUAGAAAGGCAAUCUAUAAAAGGGCUAUAAUGUGGACAGAAUCAGCUAAGGAAAAUUUACAGCAAAUGCCUUACUUUGGCUUUAUGGAAGAUACGGAGGCGUCCGAUAAGUUGUUUUCUCAUACAUUCAAGAUGAGGUUUAAGGUUAGAAGUUCGAAUUUACGAGGUCGUAGCUCUCAGAUCAGAAUUACAGAGGAGCAGUUUAUGAAAUUAGUCAAAUUGGUCGAGCUAGACAUUCAUACAUAUCUGUUUGCGAAAGAUUUAUUUCAAAGCCGACUACGUAACUUGUAACGAGAAUUAUUACAUACUCGUUUCUAUUCCACGUUAAGUUACACUGGUACCGAAAAGGACACUAUUUUUCCAUAUACUGACGCCUGAUUUUCAUAGCGGGUGCGUGACGUAAAUCAGUGUGUGCUGUUGCACUAUUGUUUCUAUUUAGUUCAGUAUUGUCAGUCCUAUUUUUACGUGUAGAUGAGUAUGUAAUAAAAAGGUUAUUAUCUUUGCA